UCAUAGACCGCAUCUCUAUGAUCUGGUGUCAUCUUCUAACAUCUAUCAAUCAAACGAAUAACUAGCGAAUAAUAGUGCCCGCCGCGCGUCACACGCACCGUUGAUUGGUUUUCAGUGACAAAUUAUAAGAUUUUAUAGUUGCUAAAAGUACAUCCGUGGAUAAAUAUUAAGUGCCAUACCUUCUACAUUAUUGUAUUAUACAUUCUGCCGGAGAAGCUGCAUUUUAAGAGAGGUUAACAACUCAGCAUUAUGGUUCAGGCUUCAGAGGAAGUAGAGCAGCCUGACCUGCCUCAAGCUGUAAAGCUGCUUAAAGAAAUGAACACUAACGUGCAGCAGGUAUCACAACUCGUGGACAACAUGCUAGUGCGCGUCAAAAGCGGAGAACUAUCAACAGAUAAAGGUCUUAGUUUUCUAGAAAUGAAAUAUCAAAUGCUACUUAGUUAUUUAAUUAAUUUAACUUAUAUAGUUCUAAGGAAAUGCUCUGGUGAAAGAAUAGAAUCAGACCCAUCGAUUGAAAGGCUUAUUGAAAUAAGAACCGUUCUUGAGAAAAUUCGUCCUAUUGACUCCAAACUAAAAUAUCAAAUUGACAAACUUGUUAAAACUGCUGUUGUUGGUGGCACAUCAGAAGACGAUCCUCAAGCAUAUCAUGCUAAUCCUGCAAACCUAGUGAGUAAAAUCAAUGACUCUGCAGAAGAAUCUAGUGAAUCUUCAGAUGAGGGUGAAACCAAGACAGACAAGGCUAAUAAAUCAAAUAUUUACGUGCCCCCUAAAUUAGCUGCCGUGCAUUUUGAUGAGAGUACCUCAAGAAUUGAUAAUGAUAAAAAGAUGAAAGAAAAAUCAAAGAAGCAGUUCUUGAACUCCAGCAUAAUGCGAGAACUCCGUGAAGAGUAUUCUGAAGCUCCACUAGAAGUCAGCACAGGGAAUCAUGUAAAACAGUCAAUAUCGAAAUAUGAACAAGAAAAAACUGAAUAUGAAGAGAAUUACUUGACACGUCUGCCAGUUACUAAGGCUGAGAAAAAUCGCAGGAAAAAAUUAUCUACAGUAGGAAUGAUUGCUGAUGAAAUCACAGGUACAAGCAGUAACCGUGUAUCACGGAAGCAUAAAAUGAAAUCAAAGAAAGGUAAAGGUUUUAAGAGAAGGCGUACACAAUGAGAUAACAUUUUCAAUUAAAUUUUGUAUCAAUAAGAUUGUAUUGUUGUAAAGAAAUGCCUCACUUCAUAGGAUUGGCAACUAGAGUUCCAAGUUAUUGAAUUAAACUUAUUUUUCUCUGUA
Messenger RNA from Spodoptera litura, 1272 nucleotides. Its product is annotated as neuroguidin. Gene Ontology annotation, biological process: maturation of SSU-rRNA from tricistronic rRNA transcript (SSU-rRNA, 5.8S rRNA, LSU-rRNA). Lineage: Eukaryota; Metazoa; Arthropoda; Insecta; Lepidoptera; Noctuidae. The record is from RefSeq and is a predicted model, not a curated record. Gene Ontology annotation, cellular component: nucleolus; small-subunit processome.